Helicoverpa armigera (cotton bollworm) is the source of this 1137-nucleotide messenger RNA. RefSeq lists its product as uncharacterized. The coding region runs from base 539 to 1099 and encodes 186 amino acids. The transcript is spliced from 3 exons. NCBI's taxonomy places the organism in Eukaryota, Metazoa, Arthropoda, Insecta, Lepidoptera, Noctuidae. The record is from RefSeq and is a predicted model, not a curated record.
AUUUUUUCCUAUCUUAGACAGUUUUCAAAAUUGUAUAACCCGUAGACAGCAUGGGACCCAAAACACUACCCUUGGAUACACCAAAUUUAAGCUUAACAAUUGGCAAAACUGGCUCGCAACUUAAAGCCUACUAGGGUACCUACUACAUCAAAUGCUUGGGUCAAAUCUUUAAAUAAUAACAACAAUGAUUAAGAUUACAAUGAAAUGUAAACUAUGAAGAUCAUGUAAACUUAUGUUGUUCGAAAACAUUUUUAUUCGGAUACCUAGACUUUUGCUGGACGGCCAACUGUGAUAUAACCCAAAACAAGCAUGAAAAAAAUUAAGAAAUUUCUCAUUAACCCGAAACACAGGCUCGUGGACUUAGUGAACUUUAUUUCAUAUACUUUUCACAUACGCCGAAGGUCAAAACAUAUGUUUUGCUAAUACUCAAUCAAGAUAACAUGGCUUGCUUUUUUAAAUCUGAAUUUACAAGUGACUGCAUUACAUUACAAUGGGCAAAAAAUUCUAACAGAUCGAACUAUGGUGUGAAUAUUUUGAAAUGAUUUUUCGUAAAAUUGGACUUUUUUCUUGUGUUUUGCUCCUGUUAUAUGCUAAGCCAGUACUUUCUGAAGAAUGGAAAAAGUCACCUCUGAAAACUGAUGAAGCCAAGCAAACAUUUGUGAAACUCCUAAACACCAUAGUCAAGGUGAAUGAGCAGAGAUUGGUCACCGUUAAGAAAAUAGCUGAUCUUCAAGACUACAUGCUUACGAAGAAUAAACUGAAGACUGAUUACGAUUCGUAUGACUCCAUAGAAGAUGAAGACAGCAGAAUUUUAAUAGCUUAUGCGCAGCACCUUCCAAGAUUAAGAAGAGCAGAAAACGAAGCGAUUACCAGAGCUAUGUGUGACAACAUAAAUCUAUUUCGGCAUAAUAAUGGAAGAGCGACGAAGUUUCUGAGGAGUACUUGCAAGGAGCAAGCAAUAAGACAAUGUCUUACCGCCUGCAAGCAAACUUUAGCCGACGUUAGCGGCAAAUCAAAUUCUAUUCUCAAAACUAGAAGAGAUUUCAUCUCUUCUUGUAAAGAUAACUGCAGAAAUGCUUUCGAUAAUGAUUUGGAUUAAUAGUUUUCUAUCUUUGUAGUUCGUAUUUUUAUUUCCAA